This is a messenger RNA of Suillus subaureus, 1272 nucleotides long. RefSeq lists its product as uncharacterized. The record is from RefSeq and is a predicted model, not a curated record. The transcript is spliced from 8 exons. The coding region runs from base 1 to 1272 and encodes 423 amino acids. Lineage: Eukaryota; Fungi; Basidiomycota; Agaricomycetes; Boletales; Suillaceae.
AUGACCCUCGAUAAGGGUGGUUUGUCCAGUUCAAAUAUAUCUGUGGAGCAGCAGAUGCGAUUUCUCGCAUGUUACAACACUAUUCUAGAUUUUGUUCCAGGCUUCUGUGCGAAUCUUGACAACUUGUCAUAUGAUGAGCUCAAACCUUACAUUACAGUGAUCAAUAGUUCAAUGAGCUCCCAACACUCUGACAAUUUUUCAUCCCUGAAGUACUCAAUGCUUGAGUACAUUCUUGCCAACCACAGCACUGAUACCCUCCAACCUCCGAAAUGGCUUGAUGAAUUUGACAAAGAUACCAACCUAGGGAUACAACGUCUGCAAGAUGGAGGAUGGCCUCUGCUUGCUAUGAACUGGCCAUCCUUUCUGUAUCCUGCUGAUGCUGCUUGCAACGCAGAAGAUCUGAUCACUGGCCUAUUCCGUGGACAUGCAGGUAUCAGGGCAUUUCAGCAUCUAUACUUAGGGCCUGCUGCUGCAGGAUCACAAGAUAAUGAUGAUGAAGACAGCAAGCAUGGCGGAGGAAAGUCAAAGUGCACCAUGUACGGGCUAACAAAAGUGACACUGCAGUCAUGGGCCUGGGCUGUGUGUGUGGCAUGGUUCUCCCUAUGCAACUGCAACUCCUACAGGCUUACCAUUGGCUCAUUCAACCUUGAAGAGUUCACCAUUGUCAAGACACUCGAUGAUACCAAGGAUCCAUGGGCAGUGGAAACACUCAAAUGGAUCAACGAACAGGUAUUUGGCCAACAUGCAGCCAAGGCAAUGAUGGCCACUUCAAAUGAUGCUGACUCUGAUCUUGCAAAAAUGAGGGUGAAACACGCUGCCCACAAACAAGGGGCCCCCUUGACUGCAGCAACUAGCAAUUUUGUUGCCAGUGCUCUGCCUCAUCUUCCUCCUCCAAAGCCCACUGCAAUUCCUCCCCCAAGUCACUGUCCCAUCACUCCACCUAGUAGACUAUCGUCUCUCGCUUCAUCUUCGCCAUUGUCACUCCCACCAUCCUUGAAGCAAGGCACUUCCAUUGCAAAACCUGCCAACUCUGAACCUGCUGCUGCUCCUUCUGAACUUGUCACCACUCAUGAUUCUCCUGCUGCUCCAACCAAUCUUGAACCACCUCUGACUGCACGACCAAAGGUAGUCCCAAGACCCAAGCCUACAAAGCCAAAGUCAAGUGUCCGUCCCACACGUCUCAUUGCUAGCUGUGCCAAAGUCAAAGAACCAGCUCCUGUUGUACCUCAGAAGAAAAAGUCUGCACCUCACCAUGGUAGAAAGGCGGAUUAG